Molecule: messenger RNA, 368 nt
Organism: Pocillopora meandrina
Lineage: Eukaryota; Metazoa; Cnidaria; Anthozoa; Scleractinia; Pocilloporidae
Source: the annotation of a GenBank genome assembly
AUGAUUAACUCUAUUGUGUUUAGUAAAUUAUUCUACUGUUCUGCGUAUUUCCUGAUCAUAUUACACCGGCCUUGAAUGCUCUUAGCUGGCUAGCUAUAGAGGAGCAACUUCGAUUGCUUGACGUGACAAUGAUGUAUAAAUGUGUUAACAAUUUAGUGCCAGCAUAUAUCAGCUGUAAAAUAGAGAAGCGCUCAACAUCGCACGUUUACAAUCUCCGCAACAGUGAAGAUCUAAAUUUGCCAAAAUGCCGGACAACGGCUGCCCAGCGUGGUUUCUUUUAUAAGGUAGCAAAAGCGUGGAAUAGUCUCAGUAACAACACUAGAACUGCUCGAUCACUAAGAUCAAAGGCUAAAUUAGCGAAGAAAUAG